AUGGAGUCCCCAAAGCCCUACGGGCGCUCAAACCCUCUGCUCUCACUCUCCACUUUCAUACACCAGAACUGCCUCCAGCUCGGCGCCGAGCUCUCCAGCCGUCUCGAAGACACCAAGCGGUUCGCCGGAACCCUCGCCGGAAACUUGGCGCCCGCGGCGAGCAGGCGUAUGCGCUCGGCUCCCGUUGCUCCGCCCUUGGCGUGGCUGUCUCAGAGCAAUCACGCCUUGGCCGCGACCAUCAACUCGGACCACGUGGCGAAGAGCCUAGCCGGCACGGCGGUGUAUACGGUUAGCAAUUCGAACAAUGAGUUCGUGCUUAUCUCUGAUCCCAAUGAAGCCAAGUCCAUUGGCCUCCUCUGCUUUCGCCACGAAGAUGCCGAAGCCUUCCUAGCUCAAGUUCGGUCGAGGAGAGAGUUACGAAGUGCGGCUAAGGUUGUCCCAAUUACUCUCGACCAGGUAUACAUGCUGAAGGUUGAAGGAAUUGCGUUCCGGUUUUUGCCUGAUCCAGUUCAAAUAAGGAAUGCACUCGAGCUCAAAUCCGCUGACAGGAGUGCUUUUGAUGGAGUUCCUGUUUUUCAGUCGGACCUCCUGGUUAUGAAGAAGAAAAACAAGCGUUACUGCCCAAUAUAUUUCACCAAGGAAGAUAUUGAAAAAGAAUUGUCAAAGGUCUCUAGAGCGUCCAGAGGACCAGGGGUUUCUCAACAUAUUAUGGUUGGUAGUUUGGAAGAUGUUUUGAGAAAAAUGGAGUUAAGUGAAAAGAAUUCAGGCUGGGAAGAUCUGAUUUUCAUUCCACCUGGAAAAAGCUACUCCCAACACAUUCAGGAUGUGGUUAAAGCCUGA
Molecule: messenger RNA, 840 nt
Organism: Prunus armeniaca (apricot)
Lineage: Eukaryota; Viridiplantae; Streptophyta; Magnoliopsida; Rosales; Rosaceae
Source: the annotation of a GenBank genome assembly